CAGCACUGUAAAUACCGGCCUAAGGAAUUUAUCAAUCUAUUUAUAGUUUGUAAUCCAUGAUUUAUCACAUAUAUAAAGCGGUAUAAAAUAUAAACGUAAUUACAUGUACAUCAAACGAAAAUAUCAUUAGCAUUGGAAAGUGAAGUAGUAGCAAAGAAUUGUAAAAAAGUAAUAAUAAUAUUCCUCUUAUGUGUCUGAUUACAAUGAUAAUUAUUAAAUAUGAUCUAUAUUUAUGAGGUACAGAUAGAGAUACAAAUAAUAUUUCUUUGAACUGUAAAAUAUAAAAUAAACCGAUUUCGAGGAGUAUCUUAAACGCUUUGUUCAACAUAUUUAUUUUAGGUGUUAAAACUGAUUUGUUGAUUACGCCCAGCUUUGAGGUACAGCUUUUUCAAAGAAUAUAUUUAAAAAUUAUUGGUGCAUAAUUUUUGGAGUAAUACGAUGGCUAGACGUAAAUGUACGGAAGAAGAUAUAUCACUGUUAUUGGAAUCCAAUUCAGACUUCGAUGACUCCUACGUGCCGGACAAGAGUAAAGAUUAUAACUCUUCGGAUUCUUCGGAUUUCAAGGAGAUCUUAGAUAAGAACAAAAAGCUUUUGCUACAAGGUAGCUUAUUACGACAGAAGCAAUCUUCUUUGCGGCUCAAGCUAAGACGUUCCACGGAACAGAGCACAUACAAAAUAGAUACCGAAUCGGAAGACGAGCGACCCAGGAGAUCGACUAGGAACGCAAAGUUGAGAGGCUUGCAAGAUGAGAAUCAAGUACCGCAUACAAGAAGAAACACAAGAGCUAUAAAAUUACCUACGAGAUAUUCAGAUUACGAGUGUUUCUCUCCUAAGUCACCUGUUUCACGAAGGGAACAGACCAAUUGUGACGAUAAUGAGAGGCAACUAUCUUCCGCGAAUACUACCAAAAGAAGAAAACAAACCGUUGAAUGUAUGAAGGAUGAUGAUUCGAAUGAUUCAGAUUGCAUUUUUGUUGAGAGUAUUCCAGAGACACCAUCUACAAGAUCAGGCAUGUCGAAAGGUAAUAAGCGCGAUCACGUUCCCACUGUAGAAGAUAUUAAAGAUAACGUUACUCCCAAAGUUCCUAGAACUAGAUCUUCCAAAUGUAUAGGCGAGGAAUCUAAGAGGAAAACUACAGACAAAGUUUUGCUCAGUGAGGAGAUAAAUUCUAAACUAGAUACGAUCACAUACGAAUCACUUAGUGCCACUCCCAGAAGAAGACCAAGAGGUGAAAAAACUAACCCUAGAGGUAUUUUGACUGUAUCUAAUAAAUGUGAGCCAACAGUAGCUGAAGACGAGAACAAACAGAAGAACGUCGACGAUGUAGAUAUUAUAUGUAACGUUGCCAAGAAAUUGUCAAUAAAACCAAGGAAAAGAGCUCUAAAGAGUACCACUGAAUCCGAAUCAUCAAUAGCACAGAAUGCCCUGAGUACUCCAAAGUCUCAUCGCUCAUCAUUGAGGCACAGUGCUCUGACACCGUCCAUAAAAAUGAGAACGGAAGCUCUGGCUAAACCGGUUACGCCAUUGCAGGAAGUUAGAUCUCGAUUACACGUCAGUGCAGUGCCUAAGUCGCUGCCUUGCAGGGAACAAGAGUUCAAUGACAUCUAUACCUUCUUAGAGGGCAAGUUAACGGAUAAUAUCGGAGGGUGUAUCUACAUUAGCGGCGUUCCAGGCACAGGUAAAACUGCUACUGUAAAUGAAGUCGUGAAAUGCUUGAAGAGAUCGGCGGAGAAGGGCAAACUGGACCAAUUCAAUUUUAUUGAAAUUAACGGUAUGAAAUUAUCUGAGCCCAGGCAAGCCUACGUACAGAUCCUGAAGCAGCUAACUGGGAAAGUUUUAACGUGGGAACAAGCAUGCAAUGCACUGGAAAAAAGAUUCGGCAGCAAAACCGAGAAGUCGAUAACGUUGCUACUUGUGGACGAACUUGAUUUAUUGUGCACAAAACGACAAGACGUUAUAUACAACAUACUGGAUUGGCCUACAAAACUUUCGGCUCGAUUAGUAGUCAUUACCAUUGCGAACACAAUGGAUCUCCCAGAGAGGGUUUUAAUGGGUAGAAUCACAUCACGGUUAGGUCUUACUCGAGUUACUUUUCAACCGUACAAUCACAAGCAAUUGCAAGAAAUAGUGUUGGCUAGGCUUAAAGAUACAGAUGUUUUUAAAAGUGAGGCCAUACAAUUAAUCGCACGUAAAGUAUCCGCGGUAUCGGGCGACGCUCGCCGUGCUUUGGAUAUCUGCCGUCGCGCGGCAGAAAUUACCGAAACACGCGACGGUAGCACGAUAACGAUGCAAGAUGUAAACGAAGCUCUAUCGGAGAUGAUAGCGAAUCCGAAGGUCCAAGCUAUAACGCACUGUUCGAAAUUCGAGCAGAUAUUCUUGCAAGCUGUGUGCGCAGAAGUUACGCGAACUGGUGUUGAGGAAGUUUAUUUCUUAAAUGUUUACAAGCAGUUUGAAUCUUUGUGUUCCUUUGAUGGCUACGAGGUGCCGAAUGUCACUCAGACACUUGAUAUUUGCGCGAGAUUAGGCGAUUACAGGUUGCUAAUAUGCGAAUAUGCAGGUAACGAUAUACAUCAGAGGAUACUGUUGAACGUAUCAAAAGAUGAUAUACAUUAUGCACUGCAAAACAUCAGUGUCGAUUAAAGGACACGUGUACAGCGUCGAGCCUUGGCUACACACCUCUAAUUUUCUUAUCGUGUAUUUUGUUGUAAGCCACAAUGAUGUUAUUUUACAAAUCACGAAUCUCUAACUCGGAUAUGUAAUCAUUUAUUAUGAAAUAUAUGACAAAGUAAUGACACAG
Messenger RNA from Ooceraea biroi (clonal raider ant), 2797 nucleotides. RefSeq names its product origin recognition complex subunit 1 (gene Orc1). Gene Ontology annotation, cellular component: nuclear origin of replication recognition complex. The record is from RefSeq and is a predicted model, not a curated record. Gene Ontology annotation, biological process: DNA replication initiation; mitotic DNA replication checkpoint signaling. Gene Ontology annotation, molecular function: DNA replication origin binding; ATP binding; ATP hydrolysis activity. NCBI's taxonomy places the organism in Eukaryota, Metazoa, Arthropoda, Insecta, Hymenoptera, Formicidae.